AUGUCAGAUGGAGACGUUUUUGAUAUACAAGAAGAAGUCAAAGGUAGUCCGUGGAAUCCAGCAAUAGAAGCUGAGCAAGACAACCAGAGUGGAACAGACCACAAGGGCGAAGACAAAACGGACUCUAUAGAUAUACCAGGAGAAGCCGCAGGUAAGAAAAAUUUUACCUCAAGUUUUAAAUAUUACGUCUAGUCAAGCUAAAACAAAAAGGAAGAUUCAUCACGUUUACAGUGCGACAACUGUAAGUGGGGCUACCUAGAUAAAGUUGACCAAUCGGAUUGCACAAAAAUAACUAUACAUUCUGAGAAAGUUGGAACUAAAUCAGUAAACAGCAUUACAGUGCUGUAUAGCCUGCGAGAGCAGACGCCUUUUUCAGCCAUUCAUCCGCAGAGUAAAGUCAGUGUCUGCGAUCCCGAGCUCAGCGGGGCAAAAAUUUCUGUGACAUCCUUUUGUUCCAACACAAUUGAGUGAUAGAAAGAUGCGAUUUGUAACUUAUUUAAAAUAAUAAAAUAAUAAAUAAUUUAUUUAAAACAUUUGAUUACAACUAAAAUCAAAUUUUUAGCUUCAAGUAACUAAUUGUUUUAUUACGAGUUGCUGAUUAGCCCACAAACAAGUUUCUUGGAAUAUAUUGUUAAUUUCCCUUAACCCAAUCGGUAAUUUAUUUCUAGGUAGCCCUGGUCACGGUAGUCGCACUCCAAUUUUGAAAUGUAUGAAAAUAUUAAUGACAGAUAGCAAAGGGUGAAAGGAAAAUGAAUGAGACCAUGCAACUGCCUUUACUUGCAUCAAUUUCAUGUAAGCGUAUUUUUUCAGUUUUGUUUCAUACAAAAAGCGCCUGGUUCGUAAUUACCGGGUCCCUUGACGGUCGGCUUAUGAAGCUUUUUUUUGAUGAGUCAAGCAACCAAAUCGAAGUAUCUGAUAUUUUAUUAAUAUCAUUCAUUUGCAAAUGAGAAGUUAGUGAAUUGUUAAAGAGUCGUUAAAGUAAUUAUAUUUUUCUGUUUACUUAGGUAAGGUUCCUGAACUAGCCGAGCCCGGCAGAAAAGCAACAUCAUUCCUGAAUAUGUUGAAGAAAAACAAGUACAUAAAUGCUAAACUGAAAAAUAUUAAUAUUUACUCCGAUAAAGAAACAGAAAGUCCACAGGCCCACUUGGAGAGGAAAAGAAGGCGUUUUUGGAACGAGGAGGCGGAACAACUGGCCAAGUGUCCAAAAACGUCUCACGGCAAUAAAACAACCAUAGCUGGAAUAAUGGACGUGUCCUGGACGAUGAAGAAAACUUCGUUAAUUGAAACAGAGGCCCGAAAGCUGUUAGACGAUGAGAGGGAGCUGCGUUUCAAUGAAGACCCGACCGGUGCGAGCAAACUUGGGCAGCAGAAGAAGGAAACGCUGGGCAAAAACCUGGAACGCAUGACUGCUGCCCACUUGGCACUAGAAGGCCAUGAUGCCAAAGUAGAAAAAUUAAAGAGAGGAAAUAAAAGCUCUGCUCUGAAACGCGAGAAGGCCUUGAUGGAGGGAGCUUAUACUGAGCUCAAGAAAGCUCAGGAGGCGGCUGUCAAAUCCAUCAAGGUCAAGCGACAGCAAGUGGAGAUGCGCCUAUCUUCGAAAAUGCUGGAUGCAGGGGAUGAGGAUGAGGCUCUCGAGUGA
Messenger RNA from Porites lobata, 1639 nucleotides. NCBI's taxonomy places the organism in Eukaryota, Metazoa, Cnidaria, Anthozoa, Scleractinia, Poritidae. The record is from the annotation of a GenBank genome assembly.